AUGUAUAUUGAAUCCUCUGGAGGAUAUGCUAAAAAAUGGGGCGGUCGUAGUCAUACAGCUACAGCUUAUGGUGCAGAUAGUACAAUGACAGCAGCUCAUCGAUCUGGUACUUCAUUAAAAACUAAAGCUCGUAAAACUCUUGUAUGUCAGACACAAUCAGCAUCACAAUUAUCACCAAUGGCAUAUUUACCACAACCACAACAGCAACAACAGCUGGAUUUUCAAUCAUUGAAUGGUGGCUCAUUAACAAUGACUAAUAAUCAAUAUCCAUUACUGAAACAUGCUUCAUCAUUUGUUUGUAGUCGUAGUGUAGGACCGAAUACUACAACAAUCACAGGAGGAUAUGAAAGAAUUGAUACUAUACAAGCGAAAUCAACUACAGAUAUUGAAACCGCUCAGGCAUCAAUUAGUUUACGUUGUCCACCUGCUAAUUUACCAACUGAGAAUAUUUUCAACAAUAAUAAUAAUAACACUACUUAUAUAAAUAAAAGUAGUAACAUAAUAUAUUCUUCAAAUGGACCAAAAGAAUCAAAAGGCUUAUCAAAAGAGAUUGCUUUACGUAUAAAAGAGAAAUUUGAUCAACGUGUAUCAAAACAUUUAUCCAAGUCUAAACAAAAAUCAAAAUCAAGUCCAUAUACUUAUACAUCACAAUAUCAUUUACUUGCUGUAUUUUUAGUAAAUAAAGGUCAUGUUGAAGCAUGGUAUGCAUAUUCAUCAAUGCCAAAUUAUUAUUAUAAUAAUAAUUAUCAACAAAAUGAAUUAGGUCAUAGUCGUUUAUUAGAAUUAACUCAACGUCGAUUGCGUUUAUUACAACGUUAUUAUUCUGAUUGUAGACAAUAUGUUGUACUUUAUGUGAAUAGUAAUAAUUCGGAACAUUAUUUACCAAUGGGAUUAGUGAAUGAUGUAAAUAGUAGUCGACAAAAUACUAAUAAUAAUAAAAAUCAUUCCUUAUCAAUAAAUAGAUUGUUUUGUGAAAAGAAUCGGCCGAUUUAUCGAUUUGUCAAUGCAUUAUUACCAAAGAAUAUGAAAUUUGUCAAUACUACUGAUAAUAAUAAUAAUAGUAAUAAUGAUAAUGAUAAACGAUUGUUUGUUGAUAAAAACGAACACAGUACUAAUUUAACAACAGAUAAUGAAAAAUUGACAAGUAGGACAUCGGACUGUCAGCAUCAAUCAAGGCGGCAACGACAACAACAACAACCGCAGACGAUCAAUAAUCAAAUUGAACAGAAAGAGUCCAAUGAAAUGGAACUAGGUAAAGUGACGAAUUCAAUAAACCAACGACCGAAUCUUUGGAGAAGGCUACUGGGACAUUUAACAUCUUAUCAUCAUUCUACUGAUAGUAGUACUAUUAGUAGUAGUAAAAAUAGUUAUGAAGAGAACAACAAUAAUAAUAAUAAUAUUGAUAAUCAUACUAACAGUACUACUAAUAUUGAUAGAGACAAUUGUUCUGACAAUAAUAAUAAUGAAAAGAUUGAUUUUAAAUGUUAUGAAACAUGUUUACAUUUGGAUAGUUGUCUUGUUAGAGCAGAUUCUCGUCAACAACAUCAUACUUCUCCGAUGAAACCAGACGAAUCAGUACCGCCAUCAUCAACCAAAAUAACUAUGAAUCCAAUUGAUGAGAAUACAUGUACAAAUAAUUUAAACAUUGAAUCAAAUAAUAAUAAUCAUUGUGAAAAUAUAGAAAAGAAUGAUUGUCUUAUUGCAGCAAUUCAACGGAAAACAACCAAUCAGCAAGAUUUAUCAAAUAUGCAUCGUAAAUUAUCGGAUGUUAGUAAGCAUUAUACUGAUAGUCAACAAACAGGUGAUAGUAAUGAAGGUGAACAAAAGAAAUGUACAGUGAAACAAACAAAACAAUUAUCUGAUUGUGAAGAAAUUUGGUUACCUAAAUCUUUUGAAUUGUAAAUGUGUAUGUUGUAUAUGAAUUGAAAAAUAACUUCAUCAAUGCCAUUUUGAAAGAUGGAAAAAAGGGUAAAGAUUUCACAAAACCAUGAUGAACAAAUCUUUAGCAACAAUUGAAUCAUUUUAAGAAAGAAACUCCAUUCACGUAUCACUGCCUACGUUUAAAGAAAAAAAUCCUCAUUAGUUGACAAAAAUUAAACGAUAAUAGUAACGUACAUUUCUACCGAUGAAUAACUA
Molecule: messenger RNA, 2136 nt
Organism: Schistosoma turkestanicum
Lineage: Eukaryota; Metazoa; Platyhelminthes; Trematoda; Strigeidida; Schistosomatidae
Source: the annotation of a GenBank genome assembly